Molecule: messenger RNA, 909 nt
Organism: Camellia sinensis
Lineage: Eukaryota; Viridiplantae; Streptophyta; Magnoliopsida; Ericales; Theaceae
Source: RefSeq, a predicted model, not a curated record
AUGGUGUUUGUUGGUGAUUUUCGACAAGUACUUCCAGUUGUUCCUAAAGGUACAAAAGCUGAAACUAUUGCUACAUCGAUAGUCAAAUCAUCUCUCUGGAGUCACAUUCAAAUACUUCGUUUAAAGCAAAAUAUGCGAUCUAUAAAUGACCCACAGUUUGGUGAAUUUCUUUUACGUGUUGGAGAUGGUGUACAACCUACCAUUGUAGAUGAAAUAAUCAAAGUACCAACAUCGAUGGCAAUACCAUGGAACGGCGAAGAAUCAAUAGUUCGAUUAUUACAAGAAAUUUAUCCUGAUAUCAGAAACCAUUCCUUUGACGCAGGGUAUAUGGUUAGUAGGGGCAUAAUAACUCCUCGCAAUGAAGAUGUCGACAAGCUCAAUAAGAAAAUCAUUCAGAGAUUUCCGAGAGAAUCAAGAGUAUACCACUCAUUUGAUAAAGUUGAAAAUGAUACCCAAAUUUUGUAUCAACAAGAGUUUUUAAAUUCCAUUUCACCAGGAGGAAUGCCCCCACAUGCAUUGCAUUUGAAAGUUGGAGCCCCAAUUAUGCUUUUGAGGAACCUUGACCCUUCUUCUGGUUUGUGCAAUGGCACAAGGCUACUUCUUCGAUGGAAGGUCUCUAUUAAAGUUGAUAAACAACAAUUGGGAAAAUUAAUUGUGCGAGAGCUUUUGAGGCAACAACGACAUCGAAAUCCUAUCAUAUCUGAUAGAGCAAGUAUAUGCAGCAAAGACAAUAUGGGCAUAUAUGUGACAAUAAACUUACAAGGAAGUCAGAUAUUUUUGCCUCAAUUUUAUAUGCAUCGAAUGAUACAAAAAUUGAAAGCUUACAAAGAAAUGUGCAACGUUGUUACAAGAUCUAUGGCAAAAAUUGCAUCAAGACAAUUUGAAGAGAUUGUUGAACGUGACGUGUGA